UACCGGCUGUUUGACUCGGAAACAGGCACACAGCAUGUGAAGGAGAAAUGACCGACAGUGACCUCGAAUAAGAUGUUGAAGACCUACCCAUUGUCUUCAUCUCAUCACAACACAUCAGCAUUUAUGUAGAAUUCGGAAAACAACGUUUGUAAAUUUUAGAAACGCCUUCGAGACGUCGAGAAGAAAACGGAGUCGUUAUACGCAUUUAGUCUGUCUUCCGAGCGUUCACAUUUACUGCGUAAAUGAUGGAAAAUGUUAAAACAUCCGAUGACAACGGAACGACGCAUUAUACUAACGGUUUAGUGAACGGAUUUCACAGUCCACCGUCCGGUAACGGGGACUGUAUUUCUUGCGGUUCUAACGGAGGUGGUCUGGGUGGUACUGACAGUGGUUGUAACAGUAGCCAUAAUGGUAUUGAAAAAUCCCACCAUCUUCAUCAGGAUCAUGUACACAACACUGGUUCAACUGCGAAACGCUGCAGAUUCAGAAGACGAGUGGAUUCAGGAAAGAAGAACAGACCGCCUUUUCCAUGGUUUGGGAUGGAUAUUGGAGGAACUCUAGUAAAGCUGGUUUACUUUGAACCCAAGGACAUCACAGCUGAAGAAGAACAGGAGGAAGUCGAGAGCCUGAAGAGUAUUCGUCGCUACCUGACCUCCAACGUGGCCUAUGGCAACACAGGUAUCCGUGAUGUGCACUUGGAGUUGAAGAACCUCACCAUGUGCGGCCGCAAAGGCAACCUGCAUUUCAUCCGCUUCCCAACACAAGACAUGCACCGCUUCAUCCAAAUGGGCCGAGACAAGAACUUCUCCAGCCUGCACACCACACUGUGUGCCACGGGUGGAGGCGCAUACAAAUUUGAGGAAGACUUCAGAACAGUGGCUGGUCUGGAGCUGCAGAAGCUGGAUGAACUGGACUGUCUUAUUCAAGGUCUGCUGUACGUUGACUCCAUCGGGUUCAAUGGGCAUCCUAAUUGUUAUUUUUUCCAAAACCCUUCUGACCCUGAAAACUGUGUCAAGAGGCCAUGUAGCCUGGAGAACCCCUUCCCCAUGUUGCUGGUAAACAUUGGCUCUGGAGUUAGCAUCUUGGCAGUCUAUUCCAAGGACAAUUACAAGCGGGUCACUGGCACCAGUCUAGGAGGUGGUACAUUUCUAGGCCUGUGCUGCUUGCUGACUGGUUGUGAGACAUUUGAGGAGGCCUUAGAGAUGGCAGCUAAAGGAGACAGCACAAACGUGGACAAACUAGUGAAGGACAUUUAUGGUGGCGAUUAUGAACGCUUUGGUCUCCAGGGAUCUGCCGUUGCAUCCAGUUUUUGUCAUAUGAUGAGCAAGGAGAAACGUGACAGUAUAAGUAAAGAGGACCUGGCCAGGGCAACUCUUGUUACCAUCACAAACAACAUUGGCUCCAUUGCUCGCAUGUGUGCAGUGAACGAGAAAAUUGAUAGAGUGGUUUUUGUUGGGAAUUUCCUUCGAAUCAACACAGUAUCCACUAAGCUGCUAGCCUAUGCCAUGGACUUCUGGUCUGACGGACAACUAAAAGCCCUUUUCUUAGAACAUGAAGGUUAUUUUGGAGCUGUUGGUGCCUUCCUUGAGCUACUAAAGAUGACUGAAGACUUCUAAGACACUGAAGAUAUCCCAGCCUUCAAACCAGAAGCUGCUGUAAGAUUUCAGGAAAGCCACAUCCCCUAAUAAGGAAAAGCCAUUAAUAAUGUGACCGAGUUUCCAUUUCCCUUCAAAUCAUCAACACCUUCACCCUUCUAUUGCUGACCCAUGUCCAUGCUCGUGACUAAGAGGAGGUGGCACAGAAACGGAGCACAGUUUUCAGUGUGUGAUGAGCUGCACCUCAUACUAACUGCCUCGCCACCACUGUUAUAAAUCCAGCAUAGUGUCUCCUUUGCCAAGACCUGUGUACUGAUGAUUUGAGGGGAUGAUGAUUAAGGAUACUAAUUAUAAUGUCUGUGUCCUUCCCCACUCCCUAUUUGUUAGCUUUAUGCAAAUAAUCGUAAUGGUAUAGAGGUUAGUUUUAUCUCUAUUUGUGGUACAGUCUGCUAUAUAAAGACGAAAAUGCAUGUUUUGCUACAAACUUCCCCUUCUAAACAAAUUUGGUUGACCUUUUUAAAGGUUUUUGAGCUGCAAAUUGUGUGAUCAGAUUUAUUAAGUAAACACCACAUAUAUAACGAGCCAUUUAUGAAGUACUUUGCUCGCCCUCUUCUAGUCGCAGAAAAGUGUUCAUUAUGUCUGUGUUACAAGUGUUGUUAUUAUUAAGCGUACAGUAAUUUUGGACUCUCAAGUGUAAGUCUGAAUUCAUCAGAAAUCCUUUUCAAAUGCCAACUGAAUUUAAAGGUGAAGUGUGUAAUUUAUGCGCCACUAGUGUCACCAAAUGGAAUAGAAAAAAGAAUGUUUUCAAAAAGGUUUCCUAGAACACUCCCCUUUGAUAUUGGUCGAACAAACAAAUGUUUGGAUGGCGCAACAGAGCCACAGUGUUUACACUAUUCGGGGGUAUAAACCUAUGAAUGGCUUGCCUGUCUACGCGCAUUCAGCUGGGAUAGGACAAAGUAUUUUAACACAGAAUUACAAAAAUGACUCACAUUAGCUUUAAGUAGUUUUUCAUUUUAUUUUUUUAUUUUUUUAUUUUUUUCAUUUUAAAACGUUCAGAACUGGAAAUGACAGGAAGACCUAUUUUAUCUUUGCUGGACCUUGUUUGAUUAGUUGAUUGUUGAUGACAAGAGUAGCUGUGGUUUCUAAUAUAUCUUUACCUCUUGACUGGCAUGUCUAAUGAACAGAGAACUUAUGCACCUGAGCUGAAACUGAUUGUGUUGGGACCAAAUUGUCAGUGUUGACUGGAGAACAGUAUAUAUGUUCAUCAGAUACAGAAUUCUCAUAGUUCACUACAUAAGGUUCUGCUCUGUGAUUUUUGGGUUUAACAAUCCCUAAUGCUGAGAUUUCUCUGACCUGUUACCAAUUCCCCUUAUCCUUUGUAUAUACACUGUAGUAGAUAUUUAGUCGUUUUGUUUUUGAACAUUUGCACAAACCGUAACUGAAUCAUAUUCAUGUCAUGCAAUGAUCUCAAGUUUCAUGCGAGACUGCUAACUAGUCUUUCAAAUGCCUUCAUCCUUCAAACAUUUUCAGCUUAUACAUGGCAUUGUCUAUAACUGAAAAUAUUUUGCCUUAUCACAUUUUUGUCACAUAUCAACAUGAGAGAUCCACUUUAUGCUUAAACAACUUUUUGUAACUCUUUCUUUUAAUACUGGACAGAUAUGGGGUUAAAAUGUACCUCAGUGACAUUAAGUUGGGACUGACUGAAGGCUCCAUAUUCUUGUUCAGAACUAGAGCUGCGCGAAACAAGCGUUCCUAAAAUUGGAAUUAGGAAUUCUAAAAAAGCUACUCCAGUCAACAUAAUCUGUCUAAAUAUGUCAGAUCAGAAAACAAAAGCACUUCCAAGAAAUAAAUGUAUUGCUUUUGAGGACCCUUUGAGCCACAUCAUGUCAGCAAUUACAUAUAUCAUCAUUUGGCCCCAAUACUAUGAAUUCAAAAGAUGUUAAUUCCUUUAUUUUUAACAGCACUGAGAAAGUACGCAGUUCUUCAGUUUGCAAGCUUCAUUGCACUUAGAUUUUGUAGUGUUAUUUUUUGAUCAUUAGGAAUGAAAGCAAGACCAAGAUUCUUAACAGAAGUAAUAUUUCCAGUAGAGGUCGACCGAUAGUGGAUUUUGCAGAUACCAAUAACGAAGGUGGUGGGAAAGGCUGAUAACCAAUUCAUUAGGCCAAUAGUUUUUAAAAUAGAUUUAUAGAAUGUCACAUCGUAUUCUUUUGGUGGGCACAAAAAAAGAGUCCAAAAUGAAUGCAAUUCCAGAUGUGGAUUAUUGUUCAACCAAAAUCCCAAUAAUAAUCAGAAAAAAUUCAGAUUUGAUGCAUAACAUGGGACUUUUAUACAGGUGCAUCUCAAUAAAUUAGAAUGUCGUGGAAAAGUUCAUUUAUUUCAGUAAUUCAACUCAAAUUGUGAAACUCGUGUUUUAAAUAAAUUCAAUGCACACAGACUGAAGUAGUUUAAGUCUUUGGUUCUUUUAAUUGUGAUGAUUUUGGCUGACAUUUAACAAAAACCCACCAAUUCACUAUCUCAAGAAAUUAGAAUACAUCAUAAGACCAAUAAAAAAACAUUUUUAGUGAAUUGUUGGCCUUCUGGAAAGUAUGUUCAUUUACUGUAUAUGUACUCAAUACUUGGUAGGGGCUCCUUUUGCUUUAAUUACUGCCUCAAUUCGGCAUGGCAUGGAGGUGAUCAGUUUGUGGCACUGCUGUGGUGGUAUGGAAGCCCAGGUUUCUUUGACAGUGGCCUUCAGCUCAUCUGCAUUUUUUGGUCUCUUGUUUCUCAUUUUCCUCUUGACAAUACCCUAUAGAUUCUCUAUGGGGUUCAGGUCUGGUGAGUUUGCUGGCCAGUCAAGCACACCAACACCAUGGUCAUUUAACCAACUUUUGGUGGUUUUGGCAGUGUGGGCAGGUGCCAAAUCCUGCUGGAAAAUGAAAUCAGCAUCUUUAAAAAGCUGGUCAGCAGAAGGAAGCAUGAAGUGCUCCAAAAUGUCUUGGUAAACGGGUGCAGUGACUUUGCUUUUCAAAAAACACACUGGACCAACACCAGCAGAUGACAUUGCACCCCAAAUCAUCACAGACUGUGGAAACUUAACACUGGACUUCAAGCAACUUGGGCUAUGAGCUUCUCCACCCUUCCUCCAGACUCUAGGACCUUGGUUUCCAAAUGAAAUACAAAACUUGCUCUCAUCUGAAAAGAGGACUUUGGAACACUGGGCAACAGUCCAGUUCUUCUUCCCCUUAGCCCAGGUAAGACGCCUCUGACGUUGUCUGUGGUUCAGGAGUGCCUUAACAAGAGGAAUACGACAACUGUAGCCAAAUUCCUUGACAUGUCUGUGUGUGGUGGCUCUUGAUGCCUUGACCCCAGCCUCAGUCCAUUCCUUGUGAAGUUCACCCAAAUUCUUGAAUCGAUUUUGCUGGACAAUCAUAAGGCUGCGGUUCUCUCGGUUGGUUGUGCAUCUUUUUCUUCAACACUUUUUCCUUCCACUCAACUUUCUGUUAACAUGCUUGGAUACAGCACUCUGUGAACAGCCAGCUUCUUUGGCAAUGAAUGUUUGUGGCUUACCCUCCUUGUGAAGGGUGUCAAUGAUUGUCUUCUGGACAACUGUCAGAUCAGCAGUCUUCCCCAUGAUUGUGUAGCCUAGUGAACCAAACUGAGAGACCAUUUUGAAGGCUCAGGAAACCUUUGCAGGUGUUUUGAGUUGAUUAGCUGAUUGGCAUGUCAAAAUAUUCUAAUUUUUUGAGAUAGUGAAUUGGUGGGUUUUUGUUAAAUGUGAGCCAAAAUCAUCACAAUUAAAAGAACCAAAGACUUAAACUACUUCAGUCUGUGUGCAUUGAAUUUAUUUAAAACACGAGUUUCACAAUUUGAGUUGAAUUACUGAAAUAAAUGAACUUUUCCACGACAUUCUAAUUUAUUGAGAUGCACCUGUAUAUAAACAAGCCCAAAACACUCCAGGGACACUUAUUUUGAAAAUACGAAACGAUGAAAAAACUAUCAGCAUCUAUUGGCUUAGAUUUUUGCAGAUAACCGAUAGUUCCAAAAAGCAACUGUCUUCACUGAUUAAUCGGUAAAACCGAUAUAUCGGUCUACCUCUAAUUUCCAUGUAGAAUACUAUCAGAAUGCAAUUUUUAUUGGAGGCUUUACUUAUUUUGUGUUGGAAGUAUUAACAGUGAUACUGUAAUGUGCGUACUGAAACUAUUAAGUAUUCACCAGCUACUGUAACUCAACAAUAGACCUGUGCUGACAAUAAAGUGUCUUCUAGAUGCUAUUAAAGGGUUAGUUUAUCCAAAAAGGAAAAUCUCGUUUGACUAACUUUCGUGGAAUACAAAAAAUAGAGGCAGAAUUUUAAUCUCAAUGGUGAUUGAGGUCAACAGUCUGCCUAACUUCUCCUUUUGUUAUCCACAACAGUAAUAAAGUAAUACGCAUUUGGAACAACUUUAGUCCACCUAAAGUUGUUCCAAAUGCGUAUGACUUUAAUUCUGUUGUGGAUAACAAAAGGAGAUAUUAGGCAGACUGUAAAUGAUGACAGAAUUUUCAUUUUUGGUUGAACUACCCCUUUAACAUCUGCAACAGCAAAUUAUGCACAAUGCCUCUAUGUCUUGAUGCCACUUACUGGAUACAAAAAUUGAACAUACACUAGAUGUUGUUUGCCUCUUUCAUCUCUUUGAUUUAUGCGUUACUUCCUCUGCUCAAUCCUUAGAAUUGCCUUAUGCAGUGGGGUGCCAUUUUGACUUUGGGUGUCUAGAUGAUGCACAAUGGCACCCCAACAUCUCUCUGAGCCACAAAAGUACCUUCCAAGUGUAAUGGGGUGCCUUUAACUGAUAGAGACAAGGCUUUAUCUCUGUGUCCUCUUUGUUGUUGCUAAUGCUACAUCCAGAUGCCGCUGUAUCCAUUAAUCAUAACCUUGUAUUUGAGGAGUGUUUUGUUUGUGUUGCUUUUUUUUAUUAGACAUGCCACAGCAGACUAAAUGCAUGUGUCGGUACAUUGUAUUUUAACUGAGCCAAUGCAAAGCAUGCAAGCGACUGAAAAAGUGUGUCUAUUCCUUUGGCCCUUAGAUGGUUCACUCCAUCUAAUGUAGUCCAAAUACCUUUUGUUUCAGGUUCUGUUCAUGUAAACCAGCGUAAUGCCUGGAUCGUGUGUCAGCGCAUUUUCAUUCCUCACACUAAUUGUCAAAUUCUACGAAACCUGUUAGAACCUGUCUUUUCUUUCAUACAAACAUUGUAUUCUAUUCUAUUUGAAAGCCAUUUUUCUAAACUUGCUCUAAAGCAUGCUCUAAACUAUUAAUGCUAAAUCAUCAUUACAAGUUAACUGUCAGCUUUUUCAAGAGCUAAAUUGUAUGUUUCUAAAUCAGUUAAUUAUAUGUGAAAUUCCAUGCUAAUAAUCCGCAUUAAUGACCUCAGUCUUCUGACAAAUUUGUCUCGUGGAUGUGAUCUGAAAGAGUAUGUAUAAUUCCAUAAUGAAAAGUCCAUUGUUUUUAGUUCCAUUCUUAGUGUUCAGGCAAAUUUACAUAUGAAUUACAAACAGUAUCAACAUGCAAUUAAGUGUAUUUCUUAUAAUAUAACAUUUGGUGUUGAUCGCAGAGGGGCCCCUGAUUUAUUUAUGCCUCCUAAUAAACAGUUUGCAUUACUGGCUCUGAAAUUCAUGUCACAAGAUUGUUGGUGUCAGUUUUAUUGAACUAAAGCUAACUUCAUUUGUCAAUAAACUAAUUUGUAAAUACCUAAUAAAUGUGUUAAUUAAUGAAAAUAGUUUAUUGUUGGGUGUUUCUUUAACUUCGGCACUUACAGCACUGUGAACCUCUAGAAAAUGUUUUACACUCUCACUCAUUUUUUUUUUCUUUUCUUUUCUACAAUGUCCAACAGUGUAUGUGCAUGCUCAUUAAAAAGUAUUCUGCUUGA
Molecule: messenger RNA, 7471 nt
Organism: Myxocyprinus asiaticus (Chinese sucker)
Lineage: Eukaryota; Metazoa; Chordata; Actinopteri; Cypriniformes; Catostomidae
Product: pantothenate kinase 3-like
Exons: 7
Coding region: 243-1616 (457 amino acids)
Biological process (GO): coenzyme A biosynthetic process
Cellular component (GO): nucleus; cytosol
Molecular function (GO): pantothenate kinase activity; ATP binding
Source: RefSeq, a predicted model, not a curated record